GCCUCAGUUAAUAUUUGGCGUUCGCUGCCGACGGUUGUAUUCUAGUUGCGCUCUUCCAAAACCUAUAAUCUACGUGGUUUCGUUCGGUCGUCUGUUCUAUUCAGAACCUCCUGAGGUGAUUCGUAUUGAUAAACCAACCUGUCUUCCUCAAUAGAAUCUACAUCCAAUAAGAAAAAAAAAUUCAACAUCAAUUAAGAACAUUGUGGUGUUUGUGAAUUUAUAAACAUUUACUAAAGAAAAGUGAAAAAAAUCUCAAUCGAUUCAGUGAAGUGUCCAUCUAUAGAUAUCCCAUUUCAUACCCCUAACCAGUGCUUGAACAAAACCAAUUCUGCCUGUUUCACCAACGUCAUUGUGAAUAGAAUGGCCCCACCCAACAAUGAGUUUUUCAUCUGAAGUGAUUGUGCCACGUGAAGUGAUCGAGCAGGAUGAAGGUCGCGGUCAACAGCAGCAACAACAACAACAACAACCUACAAAACCGCUUAUGGAUUGGGAAGCACCAGCAGCACAAGGUCUUUACGAUCCACAAAACGAGCAUGAGGCUUGCGGCGUGGGAUUCAUCGUGUCAAUCGAGGGCAAAGCCAACCAUAAGAUCUUACGCGAUGCCCAAACGCUGUCGAUUCGUAUGAACCAUCGCGGUGCUUGCGCCUGCGACAACGAUACCGGUGACGGUGCCGGUGUGUGCACCUCGAUUCCGCACAACCUGUACGCCAAGGAUCUGGCAUCCCGUGGAGUGCAGCUACCGGAACUAGGUCGCUAUGCCACCGGCAUUUUCUACCUGGAUAAGAACACCCACGAAGAGGCCAAAAAGGACUUCAACACGUUGGCGGAGAGCCUGGGAAUACAGGUGAUCUGCUGGCGUGAUGUUCCGACCAAUCAGGACGCGGUCGGUGCCGUUGCACGCAAGAGCGAACCUCUGUCGCAGCAGGUCUUCGUUACGGCCGAUGUCGACGAGGAGACGUUCAAGCGCCAGGUGUUCGUCCUGCGAAAGCGAGCAACCCAUGAGUUGGUCCGCCCUGGACGACGGUUCUACAUCUGUUCUCUGUCGACCAAGACCAUUGUCUACAAGGGUCUGUUCACCUCGGACCAGCUCUGGGACUACUAUGUUGAUCUCAUUAAUCCGGAUUUCUUGACCUACUUGGCGUUGGUGCACACUCGCUUCAGUACCAACACGUUCCCCUCGUGGGAACGCGCCCAUCCGCUACGUGUCUUGGCACACAACGGAGAAAUCAACACCCUUCGCGGCAAUGUGAACUUCAUGAAGGCUCGCGAAGGUGUCAUGAAGAGCGAGCAGUACGGCGAUGAGCUGAAGAAGCUCUACCCAGUGGUGGAACCGAAUCUGUCCGAUUCGGGCUCAUGCGACUGUGUGUUGGAGUUCUUGACCCAAGUGGGAAAUCGAUCGCUUCCGGAGGCCGUGAUGACCAUGGUACCGGAGGCGUGGCAGAACGAUCGCACUAUGUCGCAAGAGAAGCGUGACUUCUACCACUGGUCCGCUUGCGUUAUGGAACCGUGGGACGGACCGGCCCUGAUUUCCUUCACCGAUGGGCGCUACAUUGGAGCGAUCCUUGAUCGAAACGGUCUUCGUCCGUCGCGGUUCUACGUGACUCGGGACAACCUACUGAUCAUGGCUUCGGAAGUUGGUGUUUAUGACGUUGAUCCUAAAGACGUCACCCUCAAGAGUCGUCUGAAGCCAGGCCGUAUGCUUUUGGUGGAUACGGAGAAGAAAGCACUGAUUCAGGAUGUGGAGUUGAAGUCGCAGAUUGCCAGGUCCCGUCAGCACUCGGAAUGGUUACAGCAGCAGAUGAUCACUAUGGAUGAAAUACGCCAAGCAGCUAUGGAGCAAAAUGAUUGCAACGAAGUGAGUCUACCCUUGGAUGAGCAACGUGGCAUGAUGGAUCCGCGGUUGCAGUUGUACGGCUACACCACCGAAACCAUCCACAUGUUGCUGCUGCCCAUGAUCAAGAACAAGAAGGAAGCCCUCGGUUCUAUGGGUAACGACGCCCCACUCGCAUGUCUUUCUGCAUUCCAACCGCUGCCAUACGAAUACUUCAAGCAACUGUUCGCCCAGGUUACCAAUCCUCCGAUUGAUCCCUUCCGGGAAAAGAUCAUCAUGUCCCUGCAGUGCCCCGUUGGUCCGGAAGCCAACUUGCUGCAGGCCAACCCGUUGCAGGUUCACCGAAUCUGGUUGGACAACCCAAUUCUGAGCAUUCCGGAUACGAUGAUCCUCAAGCGAAACGUGCACCGCGGAUGGAAGACCAAGGUGAUUGACAUUACAUUCCCAGCUCGUGAGGGUCCCGAUGGCUAUCUGAACGCGCUGCGUCGCAUCUGUUCCGAGGCGCAGAGUGCGGCCAAGGGAGGCUACCAGCUGCUUGUGCUGUCGGACCGCGCUUCGUCCAGAGAUCGUGCCCCGGUUUCGGCGCUGCUUUCGUUGGGAGCCGUGCAUCACCAUUUGAUUGAAACGCGACAGCGCAUGAAGGUCGGACUUGUGGUCGAAACAGCGGAAGCUCGUGAGGUACACCAAAUGUGUGUGCUUUUGGGUUAUGGGGCGGAUGCAAUCUGUCCUUACCUGGUAUUUGAACUGGCCGAAGCGUUGCGUGAUGAAACUGUAAUCGAUCCGACUUUGUCUGAUGAUGCUAUCUACAAAGCCUAUGCGCAAGCUAUUGAGACAGGAAUUCUCAAAGUCAUGGCCAAGAUGGGUAUUUCAACACUGCAGUCCUACAAAGGGGCUCAGAUCUUCGAAGCGGUCGGUUUGGGUGCCGAUGUGAUCGAUUUUUGCUUCCGAGGAACUCAGUCCCGUAUUGGGGGAGUCAGUUUGGAAGUUCUUGCGCAGGAGGGUCUUCAGAGGCAUGAGUUGGUGUACGGAAACCAUAGCGUUGAUAUGAAAAUCUUGCGAAACCCUGGACAAUAUCACUGGCGGGCUGGAGGUGAAGGCCAUAUCAAUGAGCCUGCUGCUAUUGCAGCUCUACAGGAAGCUUCCAUCAAUGAGAACAAGGGAGCUUAUGCCCGUUUCCGCGAUACCACCAUGAAGAGUGUACAGCAGUGUGCUUUGCGAGGACAAUUGGAAUUCAUCAAGGGACGACCGAAGAUUGAUAUCUCUGAGGUUGAGUCCGCUAGCGAAAUCGUUAAACGUUUUGCUACCGGCGCUAUGAGUUUCGGAAGUAUUUCGUUGGAAGCACAUUCCACUCUGGCGAUAACUAUGAAUCGCAUCGGUGGCAAGAGCAACACUGGAGAAGGUGGUGAAAACGCUGAUCGAUAUCUGAACCAAGAUCCUCAGAACAAUAAGCGGUCCGCUAUUAAGCAGGUUGCUUCAGGUCGUUUUGGCGUAACUGCAGCUUACCUCGCUAAUGCUGAUGAUCUGCAGAUCAAGAUGGCUCAAGGAGCUAAGCCUGGAGAAGGCGGAGAGCUGCCAGGCUACAAGGUUUCGGCUGACAUUGCUAUGACGCGUCAUUCCGUGGCAGGGGUAGGUCUUAUCUCGCCUCCACCGCAUCACGAUAUCUACUCCAUCGAGGAUCUGGCUGAACUGAUUUACGAUUUGAAAUGUGCGAACCCGAAAGCUCGCAUCAGUGUCAAGCUCGUGUCGGAAGUUGGCGUUGGCGUUGUGGCGUCCGGUGUAGCCAAGGGCAAGGCUGAACACAUUGUCAUCUCUGGUCAUGACGGUGGAACUGGUGCUAGCUCUUGGACCGGUAUUAAGUCAGCUGGACUACCGUGGGAACUGGGCAUUGCCGAAACUCAUCAAGUGUUGGUGCUGAACGAUUUGCGUUCCAGAGUUGUGGUACAAGCCGAUGGACAGCUUCGAACUGGUUUCGACGUUGUUGUGGCCGCCAUUCUCGGUGCCGAUGAAUUCGGAUUCAGCACGGCUCCUCUGAUUGUGAUGGGAUGCACCAUGAUGCGCAAGUGCCAUUUGAAUACCUGCCCGGUUGGUAUUGCCACCCAGGACCCAGUGCUUCGUGCCAAGUUUGCUGGAAAGCCGGAACAUGUGGUUAACUAUUUCUUCAUGCUGGCCGAAGAGAUUCGUGAAAUCAUGGCUAGUUUGGGACUGCGCAAAUUCCAAGACCUGAUCGGGCGUACCGAUUUGUUGCAAGUGCGUGAAGACCUGACCAACAAGGCGGCUCUCCUGGAUCUGCAGAUGUUGCUCAAGAAUGCUUUGGAUCUUCGCCCAGGAACAAACAUUAUCGGCGGAUCACUGAAGCAAGACUUUGCUCUGGAGAAACGAGCCGAUAACAUGCUGAUCGAGAAGUGUAGUGGAGUUAUCAAUGGAACUGAGCAGUCUAUUACAAUGGAUAUGGAUAUUAAGAACGAGGAACGAGCUUUUACCAGCACUUUGAGCUACGUAAUAGCUCUGAAAUACGGAGAUGAUGGUCUGCCAAAUGGACGAUCCAUCAAUAUAAAUCUGAAGGGCGCUGCUGGUCAAAGCUUUGGCGCGUUCCUUGUAAAGGGUGUAACACUCAAUUUGAUUGGUGAUGCUAACGAUUAUGUCGGCAAGGGGUUGUCUGGUGGAACCAUCAUUAUUCGACCACCGGAAGAAUCACCAUUUGAGUCGCACUUGAAUGUCAUCGUUGGAAACGUGUGUCUGUAUGGUGCCACGUCUGGUAAAGCAUUCUUCCGCGGAAUUGCUGCCGAGCGGUUCUGCGUGCGCAAUUCGGGAGUUACGGCAGUUGUUGAAGGAGUAGGUGAUCACGGUUGCGAGUACAUGACUGGUGGAAUGGUUCUGAUUCUUGGAUUGACCGGUAGAAACUUUGCUGCUGGUAUGUCCGGAGGAAUCGCGUACGUUUUGGACGUUGAUGGUUCGUUCCGCUCCAAGGUCAAUCCCGGUAUGGUUGAAUUGUUGGGACUGGAUACAGAUGAGGACCGACUGACGGUUAAGGGAUUGAUGGAAGAGUUUGUUGAAAAGACUGGAUCGAUAGUUGCCAAAGAUUUGUUGACGAGGUGGCCAGAAUCAUGCAAUCGAUUUGUUAAGGUAUUCCCUUACGAAUAUCAGAAGGUGUUGAAGGCAUUGAAAGAGGAAAAUGCUCUUCAGCAAAAUACCAAGGCGAUUAUGAAUGGAACUCCGAAGCAUGAACCAAAGGUUAAGGAUAUUGAAGAAUCUAUUCAAGAUGCUGCUUUGGCCAAGAAGAAACUGGACCAAGUUUUGGAUAAGACGCGUGGAUUCAUUAAAUACAAGCGUGAGACGUCAGUUUACCGUAAUGCAGUUGAACGCCAAAAGGAUUGGGCUGAAGUUUACAACUUCCCACAUGUCCGCAAAAAUCUUAAGGUGCAAGCAGCUCGUUGUAUGGAGUGUGGUGUACCGUUCUGUCAAUCCAACUCCCAUGGCUGUCCUUUGGGCAACAUCAUUCCAAAAUGGAACGAUUUGGUGUUCAACGGCAGUUGGAAGGAAGCUAUCGCUCAGCUGUUGCAAACAAACAACUUCCCAGAAUUCACGGGACGAGUAUGUCCAGCUCCUUGCGAGGGAGCAUGUGUGUUAGGUAUUUCUGAGCCGGCGGUUACAAUCAAAAAUAUUGAAUGUACCAUUAUUGAUCACGCUUUUGAACAGGGCUGGAUUGUCCCUCAGAUUCCUACUGAACGAACCGGUAAACGCGUUGCAAUCAUUGGAUCUGGUCCAGCUGGUCUGGCCGCCGCCCAACAAUUGAACAAGGCUGGUCAUUUUGUUACCGUUUACGAAAGGAACGAUCGCCCAGGAGGUCUUCUGCAAUACGGCAUUCCAACCAUGAAACUGUCCAAGGAAGUUGUAAAGCGUCGCAUUGAUCUGAUGAAAGCCGAAGGUAUCGAAUUCAAGUGUAAUGUACAUAUUGGAAAGGAUGUCUUGCCAUCUCAGCUGGAGCAGGAAAAUGAUGCAGUACUGUUCUCAACGGGUGCUACCUGGCCUCGUGAUUUGAACCUGCCGAACCGUGACCUGAAGGGUAUCUACUUUGCAAUGGAGUUCCUGGAAGCUAGUCAGAAGAAGUUACUCGGAUCACGCCCGGAUUGGAUUUCGGCUGAAGGAAAGGACGUUCUAGUCAUCGGCGGCGGUGAUACGGGUUGCGAUUGUAUCGCGACAUCGCUGCGCCAGGGUGCCAAAUCGAUUACAACUUUCGAAAUUUUGCCAACUCCACCGGAGAAGCGUGCUCAGGAUAACCCUUGGCCUCAGUGGCCCAAGAUCUUCCGGGUUGAUUACGGCCAUGAGGAGGUACGAGUCAAGUGGGGUAAUGAUCCUCGUCAAUACAGCACCACUACGAAGGAGUUUGUGAGUGACGGAAAUGGUAACAUCAAGGGGGUCAACACGGUUCAGGUUGAAUGGACGCAGAGCCCAACCGGACAAUGGAGCAUGAAGGAAGUACCUGGAACCGAAAAGUACUACCCGGCUGAUCUAAUUCUCUUGGCUAUGGGCUUCUUGGGACCGGAGAAACUGGCCCCUACUGAGAUGAAGUUAGAACUUGACGGCAGAGGUAACAUCAAGACUCCGGUUGGAACAUAUGGAACCGCCAAUCCCAAAGUAUUCGCCGCUGGUGACUGCCGUCGAGGACAAUCGUUGGUGGUCUGGGCAAUCACCGAGGGACGACAAGCAGCUCGUCAGAUCGAUACCUAUCUUAUGGGUAAACCAAGCUCAUUGCCAGGACCAGGAGGAGUCAUUGAUCUGCGAUCCUAAGCACUUUGAGUGAUGUACGCGACGUUACACAAAGAUGAUUAGUAAGAUUUUGGAUAUCAGAUGUCAACUUCAAUGAAGCCAUUUGUAACGAUAGGUCCAGUACUGUUAGUUCCAGAUGAGGCAUUCAACAUUCAAUCAGAAAGAAACAGUGACAGGUUUUACAGAUAUAAAACUAUCUUGAACGUUUGAUACGUCCAGAACGGUUCACAAUGAACCCUAAACCCAGAUUGACAGAUGGAUAAAUCUAGUGAUUCUCAUGUAUUUUUGUUAUGCUUUUUCCGUACGAUAUUUCAUCAUUUCGAACAUAAAUCAGCUAUUUACUUUUUAUCAUCCUUAGUUAGUAAUUUAGUUUAAUGGAACUUUAUAAACAUUAUUGUAUUAUCGUUAGACACUGAACAACUGCUUAGUAACGGCCAAUAAAAAGCUUUUUUUUAUUUUGUAACCACGAAAAACCAAAUGUUUAAAAUCAUUGCUUAACGUAGGACAUUAUUUUCGGUUUACACUGUGAUAAUGUAGCUUCUUUUAGUGUUAGCAAUGUUGCCAACUGUAAAGUGACAACCAAAACCAGAAGAUGCAACGUAUCUGUGUUAUUAUUGUCAUUUUUACAAAACAUAAAAUUUAAGAUUCUUAAUCAUGUUGAUUAGUUCGCUUUUUGAGUUUUACUAUCGGAAAUAUAUAUUUACUGUUUCUCGCUUUGGGUUGUAUUUUGAUUUCCUCCUUCAUUCCCAUUCUGAAGUUUUUCUUUUUAUUUCGAAACUCAUUAGACUUGAGCCAACCAACAAACUACAAUAUCAACCAACUUCCAAUAUACCUCCUUCCACGACCACCGAAUAUCUCUCACAUUUGGGCAUCGAAUCAGCUGUCCUCGUCUCAGACUAUCAAGUAAUCUACCUAAAAGUGAAUUUAACAAAAAGUCAAUUAGACGAUGCAAACAAAAUGGUUUUUGUCCAAACUGGAUCUGACACAAAUUAUGUAUGUGUACUGACAAUAAUUAGAAGUUUAAAAACGUUUUGUGAAUUUAGAUUGCUAUACUUUCCGGCAGCAACACGGAAUGCUUAUGUAGGUCGAGCGUGAAUCAAGUAAAUUGCCAAUAGGGAAGCUAAAUGGAACGAAAGAAAUAUAAGUCCAAGACGGUCAUGUCACAUUCUCUAUCCACGCGUUCAAUAUUCAUGUACUCUUUAGCAGCUAUCUAAUCUACUGUACUCUUGUGUUAUCGACAAAAAAGACCAUUGAGAUUAUUCUGCAAAUCGGACGGAAGUUGGACGAACCGAUCCUACCUCCGGUGGUGACACGUGGAAGGACAACGUAAAUCAUAUCGACUUAUUUUACCUUUCCCGAGUCGCAGGAUAAGACUCAAUGUUGCAAUUGAAGUUUGAAAGUUAUCAAAACAUGAAAUGAAAUACAAACAUAUUUACACACUAUAGUUGAUGAAUUAGGCUGGAUGUUGAACCGGUAAAAUUGCGUUGAGAUUCGAAUAUAAACCGAAGUACAGUUAUCGGAAAAUCAGCAACGAUUAAACACGUGCUUAACGUUACAAAAUUAGCUGUGAAUCAAAUUCCUGCGUAUACAUAUAGAAAAUGCAAAGAUCGAAACCACAGAAAAAAAAAA
This is a messenger RNA of Aedes aegypti (yellow fever mosquito), 8227 nucleotides long. RefSeq names its product putative glutamate synthase [NADPH]. The coding region runs from base 377 to 6619 and encodes 2080 amino acids. Lineage: Eukaryota; Metazoa; Arthropoda; Insecta; Diptera; Culicidae. The record is from RefSeq and is a predicted model, not a curated record. Gene Ontology annotation, molecular function: glutamate synthase (NADH) activity; flavin adenine dinucleotide binding; iron-sulfur cluster binding. The transcript has 13 exons. Gene Ontology annotation, biological process: ammonia assimilation cycle.